GCCGCAUGCGGCGACGACGGCAGCUGCGGCUUUGCCGCGUGCCUCUGUGCCUGCGGGAGCUUUGCCACCUGCGGCGAUGCCAUCGGCAGCUUUGUCGCCAGCUGCGUUUUCUCUUGCAUCCUUGCCGGCGAUGGCACCUUCAUCAUCCUCAUCGAUGCCCUUCGUGACACUGCCCACUGCGCCCGCGCCGGUUCUAAACGCCGCGGACACUGCCUCCGCGUCGCCUGCGCUCUCCGCGGAGUCGGACCUGCACCAGACAG
This is a messenger RNA of Symbiodinium sp. CCMP2456, 260 nucleotides long. The record is from the annotation of a GenBank genome assembly. Lineage: Eukaryota; Dinophyceae; Suessiales; Symbiodiniaceae.